GUGGCAGAGUUCCUGUGGCCUCGCUGGGGUCUGGCUCAUGGAAAGAGGUUGCUGGAGUUGCUCCACAGUAAACGCUUUGUGUCCCGCCCACUCCUUGUCCAUGCCUUCUCUAUUGGGGGCUACACAUUUGCCCAGCUGCUGGUACAUGUGUCCCAGGAUACACAGAAAUAUCAGGCGCUCACGCAGAGGAUUAAAGGCCAAGUCUAUGAUAGCUUGGUGGUGGGCUCUCUGGAGACGAUGUCCGUAGGUCUAGGUAAGACCAUAUUUCCCCGUUGGGAGAUACUGGUAAAAGAGGUAAGCCUGUUAUACUUUGGCAUGUUCAGACGCCAAACGGUAGACUACUUUAACAGAGGCAUUGAUACGUUUAAGAACACGCCUGUCACCGCUCCUGCACUGUUCUUCUAUUGCGAGAACGAUUUGUUGAGCGACCCACGAGCUACGGAGGAAUUGAUUGAUCAAUGGCGGAAGCACGGGAUUGACAUCACGGCAAAGAAGUGGGAGGAUUCAACACAUGCAGGUCACCUCAAGAGGCACCAACAAGAGUAUCUGACCACCCUACACGCGUUCCUCAACUCACUCAGCAUCGCCCCGCUGAAGGCCAAGCUGUAAUGUGCUGUCAUUGCCAUAUUAGCGUGACUUAGGCUUAUUGCUGUGUUUAAUCUAAAAGAUUUGUUUAUAUUAUACAUAAUAUACAUUAAUUUAACUUGUACACUAAUUAUAGUAUUUGAUGUAGGUGGACUGACAGUAAGUGCCAUGAGAAUACAGGUGCUGGUCAUAUAAUUAGGAUAUCAUCAAAAAGUUGAUUUAUUUCAGUAAUUCCAUUCAAAAAGUGAAACUUGGAUAUUAUAUUCAUUCA
Micropterus salmoides (largemouth bass) is the source of this 856-nucleotide messenger RNA. RefSeq names its product transmembrane protein 53-like. NCBI's taxonomy places the organism in Eukaryota, Metazoa, Chordata, Actinopteri, Centrarchiformes, Centrarchidae. The record is from RefSeq and is a predicted model, not a curated record. Gene Ontology annotation, molecular function: serine hydrolase activity.